Molecule: messenger RNA, 633 nt
Organism: Mytilus trossulus (common blue mussel)
Lineage: Eukaryota; Metazoa; Mollusca; Bivalvia; Mytilida; Mytilidae
Exons: 5
Coding region: 61-597 (178 amino acids)
Molecular function (GO): protein binding
Source: RefSeq, a predicted model, not a curated record
GUAAGAUAAGAAUAUUGAUAGCCAAGUAAUCUUAAUUUGGGACAAAGGUUUUGUAACAACAUGGAGAAUUUAUCCUUCUUCUUAUUCAUAUUAGUCACAGUAACUUCAGCAGUUUACGCUGGGCCAACUUCUAACUGUACCGACGCUUCAUUUAUUGAUUGUAAUGAUACACAUGUCUGCAGCAAUACAGAUCUCAAGAAGUACUGUCCUCUCACCUGUGGUAUAUGCAAACCCUGUCAAGACCAGAGUGUGUUUAACUGUACUAGGAACGUGUGUUCCUUUCCCUCACUGAAGAAAUUCUGCCCUGUAACUUGUAAUUCCUGUAUGGAGUCCACUCAUAUUUCAUCGCAAUUAAACAGUUGUUAUUACAAAGGAAAUUCGUACCAGCAAGGUGAACACUUUACCGAUGGUUGUGAUUACAAAUGUGUUUGUGAAGAUGCAUCUACUGGACGUUACGUCUGUCAUUCAAUGUGUUACCAGUGGAGCCUACCAGAUGUUUGUCAAUUGAAUCCCGCAGCUCCUGGAAAGUGUUGUCAAACACCAAGUUGUCCAUCAUACAUUCAAAUUAAUUAUCCGUCAGGUUAUUCAGUUGAAUAAUCAACUAGAUUAAACACAAACAGUACAAGUAUAUGA